AUGGUACAGACUGAUUCAUUUCAUGUUCAAGAUGAGCGCUUUCAUUCUAUUCUCGGUUCAAACCCAGUUCUAGAGCUUCUGGUUGAAAAAAGUUCAUAUGCCUUUGCCCACGAAGCGGGAAUUUAUAUUGCCGCCACAAAGCACCUCUUCAUUACUAGCAACAAGUGCAGCGAUUCAAAUGGCGGCCCGAAAAUUCUAAUCAGUCGCGUGGACCUGGGUGCAAACCCAACUACCUGCGAAGAGAUCUCCCCCGGUAUCCCCAUGGGAAACGGAGGGGUGAACUGGGGUGCCGAGCAUGCCUUGAUCUGCGGCCAGGGAAAUAUGGACCAGCCUAGUGGGAUCUACUCAAUGUCCACUACGGCUCCUUAUUCAUCGAAGUUGCUGAAAGGUGACUUUCUCGGCCGACCUUUCAACUCCGUCAACGAUGUAGUAGUGCAUUCGGAUGCAUCGAUCUGGUUCACCGACCCGACGUAUGGGUUUGAACAGGGGUAUCGACCAAAACCUUCGUUACCGAGCCAAGUAUACCGCUUUGAGCCAAAGAGCGGUAAUAUUCGUGCUAUAGCGGAUGGAUUCGGACAUCCGAAUGGCAUCUGUUUCUCACCGGAUGAGAAGACUGUCUACAUAACCGAUACCGACAGACAAAAUGGCAACGGGACUAUAGAUGACCGAAAGGCUUCUUCAAUCUAUGCCUUCGAUGUGUCUACAUACCACGGGGAACCGUUUCUCACGAACCGGAGGCUAUUUGCCGUCACAGAUACGGGUAUCCCGGAUGGUAUCAAGUGUGAUCUUGAUGGGAAUGUCUAUAGCGGCUGUGGAGACGGGAUUCAUGUUUGGACGCCUGGUGGUGUGCUGCUAGGACGCAUCCGAAUCGACGGCGGAGUGGCAAACUUUUGCUUUGGAAAGGAAGGCGAAAUAUUUGCGUUGAAUGAACACCGACUAUGGAGAGUUCAGCUCGGAAGCCAUGUCAAGGGUGCCUUGCUAGGAAUAUAA
Messenger RNA from Penicillium soppii, 990 nucleotides. RefSeq names its product SMP-30/gluconolactonase/LRE family protein. The record is from RefSeq and is a predicted model, not a curated record. The transcript is spliced from 2 exons. Lineage: Eukaryota; Fungi; Ascomycota; Eurotiomycetes; Eurotiales; Aspergillaceae. Bases 1 to 990 code for a protein of 329 amino acids.